AUGGCACAGGCGGCGCUGCGGGCGCUGUCGAUUGCUCUUCUUGCGGGGUCGUCAUGGCAGUGCGACGCAACCCGCACCAAUGAAGCAGCUGAAAGCCCGGAUUAUUCGGUCGCCAUCGCAAAGGAGGGUUUGGAGGUGGACGUCGAGAAGGCGUUUUGGCUUGGACCCGAGAAGGUUCUUCGCGUGGACGAUGGGACCGGUGCAGCCAUCUUCAUGCCGCAGCUGGACGAGGGCGCCGCCGAUGUUCCGACGGAGCAGGCUAUGAACAGCGUGGCGUAUGUGUUUGAGGACGGGAAGUGUAAUUUCAAGAAGACUGUUGAGUACAAGAAACUUUUUUCGGGUUACGAGCUCCCGUUGUGGGUUCGCAACCCCGCUGCACCGCUGGCCGAAUGGGGAGCUGCAGACGUUGCGACCUACACGUUUACGAACCCUCCUUCCGAGAAGUUGACUGAGCCAGUCAGUUUCUGUGUGCGGUUUAAGGUGAAAGCGACUUCUGGGGACGCAUCCACACCGUCGACACCGGGGAAGGAAUCAUUGCCUAAGGAAGAGCAGGCUAAUGACGGAGCACUACAAGAAAAUCGCGGACGCCCCGAUGCUGCUGGUGACCCUGUGGGCGCGCAGCUUUCGGGUCCAGGCGCGCCUGAGCAGGAUAGUGGUGCGACCGACGGGAAUGAGGAAGACUUGGGUAACGCAACUAAGGAUGACCAUAGAGUGACGCCCCCGCGUGAUGACAUAGUGUCUUCGAGAUCACCUGCGCCGGCGCCUCGCCAGGAAGGGCCCGGAGUUCCUUCAUUACCUGUCCAGAUUCCCCCUACAAGGGACGAGGACGCCAGCCUGGAAGAAAACCAGGCAACAGUUGUCAAGCCCCAGGACGUGGAGCAGGACUCGCUGAAGUCGGAGACUCAAGGUCCGUCGCAGCUCGAAGACCAGAAGAUCGGGGAGCACAAUGAGAUUCGAGAUCCCACAAACAUCAAUGGGGUCGAAACAGAAACGCCUCUCGGUGCCAAGGACACUCUGAAUACUCCUCAAAGGGAGGAACCUGAACAAGAGAGUUCCAAAAGGCAAAAGGACACUUUACCCCAAACGGAAGGGGGCGGCGUCAGCGCGCUACCACAGGCGCACGACCUCGGAAACGCAGUAGUUGGAGGCAAAGAUCUACUGGCCUUGAAGGGCGAACAAGCGAACCAAGCUGAUGGUGAGUCACCAGCAGUCAUCAGCAAUGCCGACGGACCACAGAAGGUCGUUGGCGUGCAUAUGAGGACACGCCUGAGGCGGCUCUCAGCAAAGCCUGAGACUACUGAGAGAUACCUGACAGUUGUGGUGCACGCCGGUGCGUGGAGCCUCGCAGGACGCGGCGUCGUGCUCGCAGCUUCUCUCCUUACUCUCGCGACCGCAUUACUGUCGAUGUUAUAG
Messenger RNA from Besnoitia besnoiti, 1413 nucleotides. RefSeq names its product Toxoplasma gondii family A protein. The record is from RefSeq and is a predicted model, not a curated record. The transcript has a single exon. The coding region runs from base 1 to 1413 and encodes 470 amino acids. Lineage: Eukaryota; Apicomplexa; Conoidasida; Eucoccidiorida; Sarcocystidae.